Molecule: messenger RNA, 2982 nt
Organism: Exophiala bonariae
Lineage: Eukaryota; Fungi; Ascomycota; Eurotiomycetes; Chaetothyriales; Herpotrichiellaceae
Exons: 3
Coding region: 1-2982 (993 amino acids)
Biological process (GO): cytoskeleton organization
Cellular component (GO): cytoplasmic side of plasma membrane; plasma membrane; cytoplasm
Molecular function (GO): phospholipid binding; protein binding
Source: RefSeq, a predicted model, not a curated record
AUGCCGGCUGGCGCCGCCCUCGAGUUAGAUGGGCCUCCGACUGUACCUUUGUGUUUCUCCAACAACUUCUGGGGACGAGAAGAUGCCGGAGUCGAGCCUCUAUUGACACGAAUGCAAAAUGCCCGAACCACCUGCGACGAAGUCAAAGCCUUCUAUAACGCGCGCGCCGCCCUCGAGGAAGACUACGCCAAGAAGCUGAUCGCCCUGUCUAGGAAACCUCUGGGAAGUACCGAACAGGGUACAUUACGAGCAAGCCUCGAUGUGGCCCGUGGAGAAACCGAGUCGAUGGGCAAGCAGCAUGCAUUGAUUGCCCAUCAAAUGAGAACCGAGCUGGAGGAGCCGCUGGCGGCGUUCUCUGGAGGCAUGAAAGAGCGCAGGAAGAUUGUGCAGAAUGGAAUCGAGAGACUGCUAAAGACCAAACAACAACAGACUGCACAUGUCUAUAAAAGCCGAGACAAGUACGAGCAGGACUGCUUGCGUAUCAAAGGCUAUCUUGCUCAGGGACAUAUGGUCAUGGGUCAAGAGGAACGUAAGAACAAGUCAAAGUUGGAAAAGACCCAGAUAAACAUGGCCGCAAACUCGAAUGAAUAUGAGAUGGCAGUCAAAGUUUUGGAGGAAACAACCGCCCGAUGGACGAAAGAGUGGAGAGCAGCAUGUGAUAAGUUUCAGGAUCUGGAAGAGGAGCGACUUGACUUCACAAAGUCCUCGCUCUGGGCCUUUGCAAAUAUUGCUUCAACAGUAUGUGUCUCCGACGAUUCUUCAUGCGAGAAAAUCCGUCUGGCUUUGGAGAAUUGUGAGGUUGAAAAGGACAUCAUCACCUUCAUCAAGAGUUGUGGAACCGGCCAGGAUAUACGUGGUGCUCCUCGUUAUAUCAACUUCUGCCGUGGGGAUGCCGAUGCGGCCUCGGAGAUUGAUGAAGAUGACAACUACACAGUCGCCCAAUACUCAAGAACCACCAACCCAGCUUUCAGAUCUUCAUCUCCCACACAUUCUCAUGCCGCUACCAGAAGCACUCGGGACGACACUCCUCAGCGUAUGUCCGAAGAGCCAACGGGUCCGGGCGAGGACGAUAUGCCAACUCCAUCCAAUGCCAACAGUGGGCGGCCUGCUCCGUUGAAUUACAAACAACCAACGCCUAAUGUGCCACCGAACUAUUCUCCUCAACAGCAUGGUCAUGUUCCAAGUGUGCCACAUAAUCAAUAUCCCACUGAUGGGAUGACCAUGUUCUGCAGAACUGAUCUUCCCCCCUCGGUGAAUGGUUCUGCAUUGUCGUCCAACACUCGACCAGAAAGUAGGGACAGCCAAAGUGAGUAUUCGGCUCCUAGCUCAUUCACGAGUGCAGAACCUACUUCGGGAGCCACUUCUCCGACCAAGAUGGCCCCGAUCAAUGGAAUUCCAUUACCAGGCAUGACAUCUCCAGACAAAAGUGUGGUGAAGAAGAGAUCAGGCUUCUUUAAUAGCCCAUUCAGACGAAAAUCACGGAAGGAACAAGAAAACCCAGUCACCAAUAGCUCUUCGAAUCGGAACACGUGGAAUCUUUCUUCAUCAGGCAACGGUCGAAUCAACCUCAAUCCAACAGUAUCUAGCACACAAUCUAGUCCGACAAAAUCUCCGACUCGUCAGAUCCAGAAUCCAUUCAACAGAAAUGCCAGUGCUGUGGCUCCUGAAGGGGAAGAAGCCGCAGAUCCUCGAGCUAGCUUUCAGCUGAAUGUUGGGAACAACGUUUUUGAUGUAGCCAGUCCUGAUGGUCAACAGUCCACACCCAAGUCGAGUGCACAGAACAGUCGCCGAAGUCAGUUCCUUCCACCCUCGUCUAUCGGAGAUGACAUGCACGAUCCAAUUGCACGAGCCCUUGCAGAUCUCAAGAAUACCUCUGGUAGCACAGGAAUGUCUAAACAAGCUAGCACAAGAGUUGCAGUUGAUCGUUACCAUGGAGUAGCAACUCCAGCUCCAGAUCAAGAAGUGGCCACAAGACCAGCAAUCAUGAGUGCGGAAAGUCAGGCUAGAAUGGCGGCUCAACGUGGGACGCCACCUCCAGCGUAUGAUACUUCAGGAGGAAGAGCUCAAAGUGCUCUGGGAGUUCCUCAGCCUGCUCACACUAAAAAGGAGAUGUUGAAUCGAACGCAAACCUGGGGAACUGACUCUGUUGUUUCGGCUCCCAGAGGAAGCCAGCAAUCAAGACCUGGAACACGUGAUGGACGAAGAAGCCCGGGUCCCGGGAUGAUGAGGGCUGCCAGUCCACAACCUCAGCAAUAUCAACAGCGGUCAAGGAGUCCAGCUCCCGGCAUGGUCGCUCGAGGUGCAAGCCCACAACCUCAACAAUACCGGUCUCGAAGUCCAGCACCUGGAAUGCAGCGAGCAGCUAGUCCAAACCCUCAAAACUAUCAGCAAAAUCCCAACAUGCGCGCCCGUAGCCCAGCCCCUGGAAUGAUGCAUCAGAACUCAGGUUCUCAAAGCUCCCAAUAUCGGGCAGCCUCCCCGAAUCCCCACGCCAGACAACCUAGAGGUCCACCAAACCAAGCGUCACGGCAAGGAAGUGGUAUGGAGAUGCAACUCAGCUCACAAGAUGUAACGAGGUACGAUGGAACGGGAAGUGGACGUAACAGACAGAACAUGAGACCAACCUCCAGCUUUGGUGGUGAUCGUUACCAACAGCCUCAGAGUCAGGGGUAUGACAAUGGUAGAGAUCCAAGAGGCAGAGGUAGUGUUGAAAUCGAACUACGCAGAGAGAGGAGCAAGAGCCUGGCCAACAUUCCAUUCAGACCAGCCCCACAACAACAAGCCCCGUUGUACUAUGCACGUGCAAUGUAUUCAUAUCCAGCGGCGAUCCCAGAAGAACUCAGUUUCAGCAAAGGAGACAUCCUCGCCGUCAUGAGACUACAGGACGACGGUUGGUGGGAAGCAGAGGUGAAGGAAAGCGUCAAGGGUGUAAGGGGAGGUGGGAUUGGUCUCGUGCCGAGUAACUAUCUCCAGCGCUGUUGA